AUGAAAUCUUCCAUAGCUGAGAUGCUUCACAGAGGGAGGAUGUUGUGGAUAAUUCUUCUAAGCACAAUUGCUCUAGGAUGGACUACCCCGAUUCCCCUGAUAGAGGACUCAGAGGAAAUAGAUGAGCCCUGUUUUGAUCCAUGCUACUGUGAAGUUAAAGAAAGCCUCUUUCAUAUACAUUGUGACAGUAAAGGAUUUACAAAUAUUAGUCAGAUUACUGAGUUCUGGUCAAGACCUUUUAAACUGUAUCUGCAAAGGAAUUCAAUGAGGAAAUUGUACACCAACAGUUUUCUUCAUUUGAAUAACGCUGUGUCCAUUAACCUUGGGAACAAUGCAUUGCAGGACAUUCAAUCAGGAGCUUUCAAUGGUCUUAAGAUCUUAAAGAGGUUAUAUCUACAUGAGAACAAACUAGACAUCUUCAGAAAUGACACCUUCCUUGGCUUGGAAAGUCUGGAAUAUCUGCAGGCAGAUUACAAUGUCAUUAAACGUAUUGAGAGUGGGGCAUUUCGGAACCUAAGUAAAUUGAGAGUUCUGAUUUUAAAUGAUAAUCUCAUCCCCAUGCUUCCAACCAAUUUAUUUAAGGCUGUCUCCUUAACCCAUCUGGACCUACGUGGAAAUAGGUUAAAGGUUCUUUUUUACCGAGGAAUGCUAGACCACAUUGGCAGAAGCCUGAUGGAGCUCCAGCUGGAAGAAAAUCCCUGGAACUGUACAUGUGAGAUUGUGCAGCUAAAGAGUUGGCUGGAACGCAUUCCUUACACCGCCCUGGUGGGAGACAUCACCUGUGAGACCCCCUUCCAUUUCCAUGGAAAGGAUCUGCGAGAAAUCAGGAAGACAGAACUCUGCCCCUUGUUGUCUGACUCUGAGGUGGAGGCUAGUUUGGGGAUUCCCCACUUGUCAUCAAGCAAGGAGAAUGCAUGGCCGACUAAGCCUUCCUCAAUGUUGUCCUCUGUCCAUUUCACUGCUUCUUCUGUUGAAUACAAGUCCUCAAAUAAACAGCCCAAGCCCACCAAACAGCCCCGAACACCAAGGCCACCCUCUACAUCCCAAGCUUUAUACCCUGGUCCAAACCAACCUCCCAUUGCUCCUUACCAGACCAGACCACCCAUUCCCAUUAUAUGUCCUACUGGGUGUACCUGUAAUUUGCACAUCAACGACCUUGGCUUGACUGUCAACUGCAAAGAGCGAGGAUUUAAUAACAUUUCUGAACUUCUUCCAAGGCCAUUGAAUGCCAAGAAACUUUACCUGAGUAGCAAUCUGAUUCAGAAAAUAUACCGUUCUGAUUUUUGGAAUUUCUCCUCCUUGGAUCUCUUGCAUCUGGGGAACAAUCGUAUUUCUUAUGUCCAGGAUGGGGCCUUCAUCAACCUGCCCAACCUAAAGAGCCUCUUUCUCAAUGGCAACGAUAUUGAGAAGCUGACACCAGGCAUGUUCCGAGGACUACAGAGUUUGCACUACUUGUACUUUGAGUUCAAUGUCAUCCGAGAAAUCCAGCCUGCAGCCUUCAGCCUCAUGCCCAACUUGAAGCUGCUAUUCCUCAACAAUAACUUGCUGAGGACCCUCCCGACAGAUGCCUUUGCAGGCACAUCCCUGGCCCGGCUCAACCUGAGAAAGAACUACUUCCUCUACCUUCCUGUGGCUGGCGUCCUAGAACACUUGAAUGCCAUUGUCCAGAUAGACCUCAAUGAGAAUCCUUGGGACUGUACCUGUGACCUGGUCCCCUUCAAACAGUGGAUUGAAACCAUCAGCUCAGUCAGCGUGGUGGGUGAUGUGCUUUGCAGGAGCCCUGAGAACCUCACCCACCGCGAUGUGCGCACCAUUGAGCUGGAAGUUCUCUGCCCAGAGAUGCUGCACGUCCCACCAGCUGGAGCAUCCCCAGCCCAGCCUGGAGAGUCUCACCUUGCUGGGGGGCCAACGAGUGCAUCACCUUAUGAGUUCUCUCCCCCCGGGGGCCCUGUGCCACUUUCUGUGUUGAUUCUCAGCCUGCUGGUUCUUUUCUUUUCAGCAGUCUUUGUUGCUGCAGGCCUCUUUGCCUACGUGCUCCGACGGCGCCGGAAGAAGCUGCCCUUUAGGAGCAAGCGACAAGAAGGGGUGGACCUUACCGGCAUCCAGAUGCAAUGCCACCGGCUGUUUGAGGAUGGUGGGGGUGGUGGAGGUGGAAGUGGAGGUGGGGGCCGAGCGACUAUUUCGUCCCCAGAGAAGGCCCCUCCUGUGGGCCACGUAUAUGAGUACAUCCCCCACCCAGUGACCCAAAUGUGCAACAACCCCAUCUAUAAGCCUCGUGAGGAGGAGGAGGUGGCUGUUUCAUCAGUCCAGGAGUCAGGGAGUGCAGAACGAGGGGGUCCUGGGACACAGCCACCAGGAGUAGGUGAGGUUCUCCUAGGAAGUGAGCAGUUUGCGGAGACACCCAAGGAGAACCACAGCAACUAUCGGACCUUGCUGGAAAAAGAAAAGGAGUGGGCCCUGGCAGUGUCCAGCUCCCAGCUCAACACCAUAGUGACGGUGAAUCAUCAUCACCCUCACCCUCACCACCCAGCAGUUGGUGGGGUUUCUGGGGUAGUUGCGGGAACUGGGGGAGACUUGGCUGGGUUCCGCCACCAUGAGAAGAAUGGUGGGGUGGUGCUGUUUCCUCCUGGGGGAGGCUGUGGCGGUGGAAGUAUGCUCCUAGACCGAGAGAGGCCACAGCCAGCCCCCUGCACAGUGGGAUUCGUGGAUUGUCUCUAUGGCACAGUGCCCAAAUUAAAGGAACUGCACGUCCACCCUCCUGGCAUGCAAUAUCCAGACUUACAGCAGGACGCCAGGCUCAAAGAAACCCUUCUCUUCUCGGCUGGAAAGGGCUUCACAGACCACCAAACCCAAAAAAGUGAUUACCUCGAGUUAAGGGCCAAACUUCAAACCAAGCCGGAUUACCUCGAAGUCCUGGAGAAGACAACAUACAGGUUCUAACGAAAAAAGAAAAAUAAAUUAGUGCUUUUUUUUUCCAAAAGAAAAGGAAAAUAAAAGAAAUACCCCUUGCUCCCUUUACACUUGUCCCAAUAACUCCAUUCUCACAAACUUCCCUGCCCUGAACAGGACUGAAACCGCAUGAUAACUAGAAAAUACAGAUGUAUGCUCUCCCCUCUCAGAUGUGAUUUGGAGGAAGGGCCAUACUCAGAUCAUUAAUCAAUGAAGUGCCUUCGCAGACUUUUGCCAGCAAAUGUUAUCAUUAUUUUUUUAUACUGAAACUUGAGACUUUGACUGUGCCAUGUAUAAGGUAUAUUGGGGAUCGUUGUAUUGAUCCUAAUUAAGUAAAAUUCAACGUGUCUUUUUAUUUUCAGUAAUUUUUUUUAGUUGUAGUUUCGUUUGACAGGGAGGGGGGGAAAACAAAUUGACAUUUGUGGCUUUCUUUCCUCUUCCCAUCAUGGCACAGAUUCUGUACAUGUAUUAACAAUGCAGUUUGCUGCAUGCCUGGAAACUGCAAGACGGGGAGGGAGGGGGCGGGUCUUGCUUGAAUGUUCUCACCCACUCUUUUUUCUGUCACACACAUACCCACAUGCAAAUCACCAAUCGCUGCACACCAUUAGGUCCCUAAACCUGCAGCCUCUUCCUUCUGGUACAGGUACACACACAUGCAGACGUAUAAACCUGCACAUGCAUACACACGCGCGCGCACACACACACACACACACACAAAACACACACAAACAUACACACCCCAUUCCCUUUUAACACUAUCUAAUUAUUUCGGGUUUGACCCAUUCCUCUCCUCUUCAUAGCUUCACCUUCCCUUCACCCCUAGUGUACAGCUCUCGCCUACCACCCUGGGAAAGGUCAUAUUCUAGGUUGGAUCCUAAUGAAGUGGAGGCCUGGUUUAACAGCCAGAGGCACAUACCUAGGGAUGAGCACCCUCUUUGUGACACUUCAUCCUGAUGCCAAGAGUUUUUGGAGACCAUCUGCACUUUCUUAUAUAUAUAUAAAUAUAUAUAUAAUAUUAAAAAAAUAAAAAAGCAACUGGGUAUAUAUCACUAACAGCUUUGUAGGAAGCACUUUUAAUGUUUUCUCUCACACACAAAGAUUCAAAAGAAAUGUGCAUAUAUUUAUUCUGUAAUUUCAGUGAUUAUAAAUUGUAAAGGUAAUGUUUAAUCAUUGUAUAGUGAUUAUGCGUCUGGUAUAGCUUUCCUAAUAAAGAGUUUUUGAAAAAUAUAAUACAUUAUAUAUAGAGGACACCAAGCUUGGACCUGAAACCACAGCUAUGCCGUGCCUUUUGUGCUCCCAAUUUUUUGAACCUUUCUUUUACUUGUUAUACAGAAAGCUGGUUUAUUAAUAAGUUUGAUGCACUGUGAUGUUGAUAAAUCUUAUAACCCACCACCCCCAUCACAUGCCAGGAUACAGUCGGGACUUAAAAAAAUCUGAUUUAUAUAGUUCACUUUUAUUUUUGUCUUGAAUUAUGAAUCUCAACUCACUACCCCAGUGACGCACCAGUUUUCCUAGGCAGGCUGUGACUGGGGGAAAAUAGAGUAACUAGAUUGCUAAGUAGUAUAGGAUUAUAUAGAGGAGGCAGUCAAGGAUCCAUGCACCUUAAAAUAGUAAAUGACAGAAAGAAAAAGGAAAGUGAAAUUGCUAUUUUUAAAAACAUGAACCAGAAUAUCACACACACACACACAAACACACACACACCACACACACGCACACACAAUCAAAAUCUAAGGCCUUGUAGCCAAUUUGACUGUCAGAAUGCUGUUAUCUGUACAAGUGGUCACUGCUAUAUUUAGUUACUUGGGUUUUUCAGCCACUACUGCAACUGGCCCCAGUCUUGCUUGAACUAAGACAGGAGAUGCUGAAUGAGGUUUUCUUUCCGUAUGAUAUUAACUGUAUUAUGUCUAAAAUUAAUCUCACAAUAACCCAAGUUAUUAUCCAUUUGCAUGUGAGCGAAACCAAAGAAAAUUGGAUUUUUAAGGUGCCAGUGUCUUGUUUGUGGAGGAAACUAAACUGAUAAAAAGAAACCUGAGCUUUGAGGCAGGCACUUAUCUCAUUACGCCAGUAGAGGGCAGCAGAGCUUCAGAGAUUCACAGACCCUGUUGCUGCAGAAUUACGCAGAGGGGCCAGUAUUCUGUUAGUUUUCUCAAGCUGCUCUUAGUAGAAAUUAUCAUUAUGUGUUGAAUGUAAUUCACCACAAGUCACUAAUGCCUUACAUCACUUUGUUUUUUUCCAUUAAAAAGACCAGCAGCUUCUAAAGCUGUGUGACUGAUAUAAAAACUAAGGCAUUGCACUUAAAAAAAAAAAAAGCCCCAUGAAUGUCAGAAAAACAUGUUUAUAAGUAUCUAUCUCUUGAUUAGUUAUGUAUGGGUAUCAACACAGGUAUACCUAAAAAUAAAAUAAAAAAAAACCACAUGUAUCAAUACAAAAAUGCAACUUUUCAAGGCUGCCUUGCAUUUGGCACAUUGUACCUAAAACUUUUGUCUUCCAUUAUUUGAGGUACGGUGGAAUUACUGCAGAUGAAGGAAAACAUGAUUCACCAUUUCUCUACAUACAAUAUUGAAAUGUAGCUUUCCUUAUGCAAGAGGAUCAAAUCCACAAUUAAUUAGGUGUCAUUCUCCCAUUUUGGUUUAUGUUCCGCGUCUUUUUACUUUCCCCUAAGUUAGCUUUUUCAUAGUUAUCUCACUUUCCUUAUUCUUUCUAAUCAUCUUUCCCUCCUUUGAAGCCUUUUUUUAAGCACAGAAAGUCAGUGUUUUAAACACCUUUAAGUGUUUUAAAAGCUUAUCUAUGGAGUCCCUCUAAAUUAGUGAUUUAUCAUGUUUCCAUUCCUCCUAAUAAAAUACUUUGGUGAAUAGUAGAAAGCAUGUGCAUAAUAAACAUUCAAAAUGCAAAGCUAGAUAUUUCCGACAGUAACCAUCAUUUCCUUAAUAACCAUGCGCACAUUCAUAACAUGGCAUAUUAUACAAAUCAGGUUAAAGUACAAUCCCUAAUGAUCCUGGUGCUUUUGACAUUUGAAAAAUGUGUGUCCAUAAACCGUAUCAAAUUACAAUAUAACUUGAUAAUUAUGUUUAUAUUUUAUUUAUUAAAUACAGAAAGAAUGUCUUACCUUAAAUAUAGAUAGUAAUUUUACUCUUGAAUGAGGAAUAAAUUUUAUUUAGUGAAAACAAAUUUAUAUGAGAAUGGAAUUUUGUAUUCAAGGGAGAUAAAUUUUUGCUUCCAUGGAGUUUUCUACCCCCUUCGCUAGGCUACUUACUUUAGCUGUCUAUUAGAAUUAUUAAAGUUAGAUUUAAUUUAUAAUACCAGGUAUGGUUUCAUAAAGUACCAUGGGUAUUAAUAUAGGUACUAUGAUUAGGAUUUGUUCCAUAUUUUUGCUGUAGUAAAACAUUAUUUUUGAGAAAAUGAUUGCUAGUUUACCUCAUAGUGGUGGUCAAUUAGACUGAAGCAGACCCAGAUCAGGCAGAUAUCUGCUAUUUAUUCAUUGCUACUUUAUUACAAAUUAUAGUAAUAAUAUUUGAAAUUAAUAAAAUGUAUUGUAAUGUUCUUUUACUGUAGGAUGGCUAGUGGAAAAUAGUUGAAAGUGAAAUAUUAGUAUGACUCAGUAAUAAUUUUAACAUUAUCAUAUACCAGCAUUACUUACAUGGAUGCUUUUGUUUUUAUCUUAAAAGCUACAUUAUUUCCUCCAAUUGAAAAAUACUAAAAACUAUACAUACAUAUACAUAUAUAUGUAUAUAUAUAUGGAUGAUAAACACCAUAUUUUAAAUAAAAAUUUACAGAGAGAUCACAAGGAAAGUUUAAUGACUAAGCCUUUGAUAAUUUGUCCCCUCCCCCCUUAACUAGGAAUAUUAGUUUUAAACCCUUGAUAUCUGAGAAGAAUAUUUGGGUUUAAAACUAUAAAAAUUGAUAAUGCAAUUGCAUAACAUAAGGAAUUUUCUUUAACUAUUGUGACAUAUUAUUUUGAUUCACUUAGUGUAAAUCCAUUGUUCACAGAGUCCUAUCCGUUUGGAAUUAUGUUGUCUGAGCCAAUAAAUGUAAAAUAGCUAUAACAAAGGAAACAUUAAUGUAAUGCUUUACAAAAUGUGAGACAUAUGACUAUAACAAGAUGAGAGGAAAUGAUAAUAAAAAAACACUCCAUCUUAAAUUUAGUUUAAUUUGAACUUAGACAUUUAUAACUUAUACUUAGCUCAAAAAUCCUCAACUGAAAAUUCAGGUUAACAGAUUAUAAAUAAUAUCACUAAUUUCACCAUAUAAGUAUUCAGUUUAAUAAUAUACUAUAGGCCUUUUAAAAUAGGAGCAAUAACACAUGUGUAAUUGGGCAAUCAUGUAUAUAUGUGUGUGUAUAACUAUUAUAUAUGUAUAUACACUGUAUAUACAUGUAUAUAGUUUAUAUAUGCUGAAUUAUAUUUACAUGUAAAUUAUGCACUUUUUCUCACAUGUAUAACAAUUUCAGUUUUAUGCAUUUCUUUUCUUUGCUUCUGUCUAGCUAAUGUCCAAGUGAAGAUGGAUGAAAUUAUGAGUCUUCACUUUGGAAAUGUUCACAUGUAAAAAGUAACACUGUAAUUAAUAUUUCUGAAUUUAAAAGUUCUUUUAUCUUUCAA
Messenger RNA from Felis catus (domestic cat), 7544 nucleotides. It is a transcript of the gene SLITRK3, whose product is annotated as SLIT and NTRK like family member 3. Gene Ontology annotation, biological process: positive regulation of synapse assembly; axonogenesis; regulation of presynapse assembly. Lineage: Eukaryota; Metazoa; Chordata; Mammalia; Carnivora; Felidae. The transcript has a single exon. The record is from RefSeq and is a predicted model, not a curated record. Gene Ontology annotation, cellular component: GABA-ergic synapse; postsynaptic density membrane. Bases 1 to 2940 code for a protein of 979 amino acids. Gene Ontology annotation, molecular function: protein binding.